UCCUCCACUGUAUAGGAAACACUCAUAAUUGCACCCAACAGCUCCUAAGUUAUACCAACUUCUAAUUGAUUGAUAUAUAGCUUGAAUUAACUCUUUUUCCUUAAUCUUGCAACUAUAUAAAUCCACCAAUCUCCAUCAUAAACUUCCACACACAAACUCUCUUUUUCCACCUACCUUUGCAUGAUGAGUUCAAAUUCAUGCACAAACUCUUCAAUAAAUGGCUUCUACAAUAUGCUUAACCAAGGACUCAAUGAGCUUCACCAAUCCUUUCUCUCCCAUAACUUCAUGUCUUUCCAAUUCCUUUCACAAAUUAUCUCAUCUCUCCAAUCCUUCCAUUCUCAACUCACCCUUUUGGUUCGCAAACUUCGGUUGCCCGUUGGAGGAAAAUGGCUUGAUGAAUACAUGGAUGAAAGCUCAAGACUUUGGGAUUCUUGUCAUGUCCUCAAAUCUGCCAUUUCUGGAAUGGACAACUAUUGCUCAUCUGCCACAAAUAUAUCUUCUUCUUUAGAUGGCUACCAUCACUUUACUCCAGAAUUGUCACGUCAAAUUAUUCGCGCGAUAAAUGUUUGUCAAAGGGAGAUUCUAGGAAUGGAGGAGGAAAACAAGAGUUUAACAGAAACAAGGAUUGAACAACUAUCUCAAUGUUUGAACCAAAACACGAACAUCUCUUCGGAUUCGAAUUCAAAACUAAAUGGAUUCAGUGGUUUUAGAGGUGUUCUUUUCGCAAUGAGGAGUGUUAGUUCAUUACUUCUAAUGAUUCUACUAACUGGAAUUGCUUAUUGUUGGUCUUCAACUUGUUUUCACCAAGGACUAGGACAAGGAUACCAUGAAGGACACAUGGUUUUUGGAUCUGGUUUCAUGGUAUCAAUGUCAUUAUUGCAACAAAAAGUGGCAGAGGAAAUAGACAACAAUGAUGUUCAACAAGGGAUUAUGAUGUUUGAAUUUCAACAAGCAAAGAUUGCAAUGGAUGAAUUGAAAGUGGAAUUGGAAAGAAUAACAUGUUAUAAUAAUGGUGGUGAGAUUAUUCAAGAAAAAGUUGAGAAUGUGAAGAGUUGUUUUGGAUUGUUGAGAUGUGGUGUAGAGACUAUAACAGGACAACUUGAUGAUUUCUUUGAUGAAAUAGUUGAAGGAAGGAAGAAACUUUUGGAUAUGUGCAGCCAUAGGUAGAACUAGAACUAGAAAUUAAUAACUAGUACUUUUUUUUAUUUAUUUUUUUAUGUUAUCAUAAAAUUUUAAUGAAGCAAUGUAAUCCUAAAUCCUAAUCCCUUUUUUGUUCAUUAAUCUAAGGUCUUUCUCU
Molecule: messenger RNA, 1297 nt
Organism: Trifolium pratense (red clover)
Lineage: Eukaryota; Viridiplantae; Streptophyta; Magnoliopsida; Fabales; Fabaceae
Exons: 2
Coding region: 181-1167 (328 amino acids)
Source: RefSeq, a predicted model, not a curated record